AUGCUCAACACACGCAUGCUUUCAAAAGAAGACGAGGCCGCACUCGGCACAGAGGACACCGAGGUGCGCCGCGAGGACCAAGAAAAGAUUAACCGCUUCAGUCGGCUGCAUCAGCGCGAGACGGUGCUGGAGGAGCAGCUGAAGGGGAAGCAGAAAGAUAAAGAGGAUCUCGAGGAGAUCUCAACGGAGUUGGAGCUUGCGGAUGAGGAUGAGUUGGUUCCGUACAAAAUUGGAGACUCAUUCGUUCAUCUCCCGCUAGAAGAAGCGCAGACGAUGCUAUCUUCGUCAACGGAGCAGAUCGACUCCGAGGUGGCCAUGCUCGAGGAGACGCUAGGGGACCUGCGCGAUGAGAUGCAGCAGUUGAAGGUUGCGCUGUAUGCGCGGUUCGGACGGAGCAUUAACCUGGAGACUUGA
Molecule: messenger RNA, 414 nt
Organism: Aspergillus calidoustus
Lineage: Eukaryota; Fungi; Ascomycota; Eurotiomycetes; Eurotiales; Aspergillaceae
Source: the annotation of a GenBank genome assembly